CGUCAGCUAUUUUUGUUACGCCGGUGAGGUUUGUGUGUGCAGCCAGGCGGAAUGGCCGUUUGAGUGCUAACAGCUUUAGCUAAAAACAACACAACUCGAGUUGAGGACAUCAGUUGAUAACACUAGCGCACUAUACAUACAAAGCAAGAUGGUGCUGGAACGCCAAAACCCUGCCUCAGGCAAACUUAAACCUCGUAUGUCAAAUAAGGAACGUUUUCACUGCGUAAAUCCAGAGAUUAACCUCGCACUGUACCCAGCAUUAAAAGAAUGGCUUCCCUAUAAUCAUGAAUAUCACAUCUGUGACUAUAAGACCAUAAGGCAGACUCAGGACCAUAUAGAUUUUUCUGCCACUCUGAGAAUGGCCAUAUCUACUAUUGAAGAUGUGCAGCAGUGGGUGAAAGACUCGUCAAUCACCUGGAGGAUUGAUCGAACCAGACCACCUAAGGGACAAAGAGUUAUUUUUAAGGUGGACUACAGAUGUCAUCACAACACAAAACCAAGGAACACCAUGGAACCAUCUGGAAGACGGACCAAAAACACAAACUGCCCUGCGAAGAUGAGCAUAACUCUCCAUCGGCCACCGGGAAGCAAUGGAAGGCAGUGUCGGAGCACGGAUCCUCACAUGCCAGCUUUUCCGACACUUGUGCACAUCAUCAAUGAGCACAAUCACAACUUGCACGUACCGGAUGCAUUGAGGUACAAGGACGUAGGACCAGAAGCCAUACAGAAGUUAAAGAAGCUGUUUGAAGCAGGUCAUUCACCAUCCACAGCCCUGGACAUUUUAAAAUAUGACCUUCAGCUUGAACUUGGAGAGCAUUAUGCAUAUGCAUCGGCUGACCGCUCCAUCUGCCCUGACAUUCAGUUCUGCUACAGACUGUACCAUCAAGUUUCUAAGUCUCUCAGAGAAGCCAGUCCAUCCUCCUCCAUUCUUCCCACUCAAGACCCAACCACAACCUGGAUAGCAGCUGAUCCGACCGGACAAACGUGCAUCAUGGAACACGAGAUUGUCACCACAGAAGUUUCAGAGGAAGACAAUCCCACAGACAAGCUGAAGUCAUGCCUAUCUGAUUUGUGUGAUAUCAUCGAGAAGCAGCCAAGUGUGUGGUCUGCAACACAGGACUUUAUCAAGGGAAUCGAGCGGGUCCAGCACAACCCUGUGAAGCUCGCGUCAGCCAUGCAUGCGUUUGGUCGCUAUAGCUGUCUCCUAAUGAAGAAAAAGGCUAAAACGAUUCGAUGGGGUGCUCAGUGUGCUGGACUUGCAUUACAGCAGCCUACAGCAGGGACCAGGAGGAAGCCCAAGCUUGGCGGGAGACGCCGGCUGACAGUGGGCAGACAGAGCAAGACAACUUCAGGGCCAGACCAUGAGUACAGCCAGCCGGAAAAAAGACAGAGAAGCUCAGGGCCACAUGGCUUUACACAUGGAAUGGCAAAAACCAAAUAACUAAUUAGCUUUAAUAAAUUAGUUUUAAUAGCAGUUGUGGCUCAUUACCCCUUUGCCUGACAGGAGAUAGACAUGAGUGAAUGUUAGGUGGUAUGAGUCUUUUUUUUUUUUUUUUUUUUUUUUUUUUUAAUACAGACAUGUAAAAUGGCCUUGGUCUCUGAUCCAUUUUGCAAACCUAUUUUCUCCAUUCUUCGAGUUAUUCCCAAAAUAUUCUAAAUCUGCACUUACAUUGUAUAUCAUAAUUCUUUGAGACGUAGCAGAAUGACUCGACUCUCAUUGUCUAGUCUAACAGCUAACUUCACAUUUGAGUUGCACUAUAGAUGGCUUGUUGACACCUGCAUACAUCAAUAUAGGAAUUUGUCUUUGCUCUGUACAAGACGUUUCCAUUCCAGCAUUCAGGCUAAUGCUGUUUAAAAGGAAAUAAGCCUCACUACCUGCUUUCGUCUUGCCUUCUACAAUUGUGAUACUCCAGAAGCUUCACCUUUUCUCACUGUGGGAUGGAUGGUCACUUGCGCUAAAAUUAAGUUGUGUGUGCGCCAAGCGAAACUUGGCCCGCGUUACUAACAGCUUUGGUUAAUAAUGAAAAUAUGGCACAUGAGGUGAAUGUAACAUAUGCUGUAAAUGGAAAAUAAAAUUUUAAGAGAUAUUAA
Messenger RNA from Clarias gariepinus (North African catfish), 2091 nucleotides. RefSeq lists its product as uncharacterized. Bases 149 to 1441 code for a protein of 430 amino acids. The record is from RefSeq and is a predicted model, not a curated record. NCBI's taxonomy places the organism in Eukaryota, Metazoa, Chordata, Actinopteri, Siluriformes, Clariidae. The transcript is spliced from 7 exons.